UGUUGUCAUCUCUGAGGAAGAUGUCAGCGCACGAUCACCUGUCUUUCUGUCUGUGCGAUUUAAUCAGGUUACUGUGGUCACUGCUGUUGCCAUGUUUCUAUCUGAGUCUCGUCCUGACAGCCAUCCUCUUCCUCUUCAUCAUGGGAGUGAGAACCUGGCUGCAGAUGAAGAGGAAGAGCAGGAGAGCUCAGGACGGCCGUCCCGCCGUGGCCUUCUUCCACCCGUACUGCAAUGCAGGAGGAGGAGGAGAGAGAGUGCUGUGGUGUGCUUUACGUGCUCUUCAAAACAGGUAUCAAGAUGUUUCCUUCGUGGUUUACACAGGUGAUCAGGGUGUGACAGCAGAAGAGAUUUUAGAUGGAGCGCGGCGGCGCUUCAACAUCAGACUCCCCCGAGCCGUUAAGUUUGUGUUCCUGAAACAUCGUCUCCUGGUGGAUGCCAAACUUUACCCACACUUCACCCUUCUGGGGCAGAGCGUGGGCUCCAUCUUCCUGGGGUGGGAGGCCUUGACUGAGUUUGUUCCAGACCUCUACAUUGACUCAAUGGGCUAUGCCUUCACCCUACCUGUGUUCCGUUAUCUGGGUGGCUGUCAUGUAGGAAGCUAUGUGCACUACCCAACCAUCAGCACUGAUAUGCUGUCAGUGGUUCGAGAAAGAAACCCAAGGUUCAAUAAUUCAGACUACAUCUCCAGUAACCCUGUACUGAGUGCCAUCAAAGUGAUUUACUACUGUGUCUUUGCGCUGCUGUAUGGCCUGGCCGGUUCCUGUAGUGACGUAGUCAUGGUAAAUUCCACCUGGACUUUAGGUCACAUUCUGGCUCUGUGGCACGCUCCUAACCGCACCAGUGUGGUCUAUCCACCAUGUGAUGUUCAGGCCUUCCUGGACGUCCCUAUUGGGGAUGAAGAUGAAGAGAAGGAGAGAAAGAAGUGUCACUCUGUGGUCUCCGUGGGUCAGUUCCGGCCUGAAAAAGACCAUCAGCUGCAGAUUAAGGCUUUUAGAAAGCUUCUGGACAGGAAGGGGGUGGAGUCUGCCGGGCGAGAGACCGUGAAGCUGGUGUUGAUAGGUGGAUGUCGUAACCAGGAAGAUGAAGACAGGGUACAGAUGCUGAAGGGAUUGUGUCUAGAUCUGGGUGUGGCAGAUAGGGUGGAGUUUAAACUCAAUAUCCCAUUUGAAGAACUGAAGAAAGAUUUAACAGACGCCACAAUCGGGCUGCACACAAUGUGGAAUGAACAUUUCGGUAUUGGUGUAGUGGAGUGUAUGGCUGCAGGAACAAUCAUUCUGGCUCACAAAUCCGGUGGUCCGAAGUUGGACAUUGUAGUUCCUUAUGAUAAUGGUCCAACUGGCUUCCUGGCAGACAAUGAAGACAGUUAUGCAGAUGCCAUGGAACGAAUCCUUUCUAUGACUCCUGCAGCUCGAUUGGAGAUCCGACGCCGGGCGCGUCUGUCCGUCACCCGCUUCUCAGACCAGGAGUUUGAAGGCUCAUUUCUUGCAGCCGUGGAGCCUCUAAUGUCAACACUAAGACUGUGAGUGAUAGAGGAGGGGGUCAUGGUGACUGACUAUAGGGAAUCAGCUAGAAAUAGUUCAGUCUAGUUCACAAGCGUGUGCUGGCCCCAUAAUGCUGACUCCAAAUCAUUCCUUGUCCAUAGCAGAAGUGAGCACUUCAUACCUGCCUGUCUUGUGAACAUUUGCUCUUUAAGUAAUAUCACUAAGGUAAGGGAAAAGCAUCAUGGAAAAUGCUAGUUCUGGUGAGAUGCCACCUUUUGCUUUAACUUAAUGACAGAUUGAAUGACAGAUUGCUGCAAAUGAACAGAAAGCAGUAGAUUUUGUUUAAUUUAAAUGCAAACAUGCAGUUUUUUCCUUCAUAUCUGUUAUAUAUACAUUAUGUAUAAAUGUAAUGGCUUUGUUUUGUUUUAUUGUAAAAGGUUUUAGAGGGUUACACAACAAGACUACUCUUGGAAGAUUCAAAUUAUACUAAUGCUUUGUUCUUUUUUUUUUUUGUUCUUUUUUACAAUAAAUUAUAUAUGAGUGGUGGUCUGGAAAUAUAAACAAAAUGUUUGUCCUGUUUGUUGGUAAAUAGACUGAAUUCACUAUUACCACAUCAUUUUAAGUAGCAAUAUUUUGAUGUAAUUAUUACAUUCACAGUUAUUACAUUGGAAAGCUGUGCUCAGUUCUCGUUUUUGUUGCAUACAGCUGUCCAAACCUUUCACACGAUUAACCAACCUCCAGUAACAGAAUUGGUUUUACAUUAUAACUGCUGUAUACAGAAAAGCUGUCCUAGGAGCACAGAUUCUGGGUAAGGGAAGCAGUGUUUGUCUGUCUAGACUAGAUAGGAAAGUGAGAGAGAGGCCAAAUUAAACAGCACAUAGUAUCUGUGAAAAGAGGAGAGAACUGAGAGGGUUGAGAGUAUUUAAACAGCUAGUAACAUAUAUAACUUAUAAAACCUAACAAUCAAAUUUGCUAAAUGAAACGAGUAUAUUUUUCUCAAAUACUACUGAAAGUUCAAAUUGAGUUACGGCGUAUUUUGUUUUCUCAGUAUGCUUUGAUUUAGAUUGUUAAGGAAAGUGAAUGUUGAAAUUGUGAUAUCUGUCUAUUUUUGCAUAAGAUUAACAGGGGAGAUCUCUUAGUGUUUUAGAUUUUAUAAUAAUUAAUAUUAAGAAAUAGUCUCUUUUUUGUGGACUCAAACUGAAUAAGCUCACAGUAAAUAGUAUAUUGGUUAACUUUAAUGCAAUUGUUUCCUAGAAUGGUUAACCUUAACUAAUAUCGGGUAUUACAGUGUGCAUGUGUACUUUCUAAUAAUAAUAAAUAUUAUUUAUAAUAUGAAUGAUGCAUUUAUAUAGCCGUACUAAUUUACAGUACUUGUCAAGCAUGAUUUUAAAAAGUUUUUAAUGAAUUCUCUUCUGCUCACCAAGGCUGCAUUUGUUUGAUCCAAAAUACAGUAAAACAGUAAUAUUGUAAAUUAUUAUUAAUUUAAUAAAUGUAUUAUUGAAAAUUCAGCUUUGCAUCACAGGAAUAAAUGAAUAUAUUAAAAUAGUAAACAGUAAUUUUGAAUUGUAAUAUUUCACAAUAUUAAGCUGUAAGUAAAAAAGAAUAUUGGAGUACAUUAUACAAGAAAAUACAAUUUCAGUCAAAAUGUCACAUUUCAUUUUGUAAUCAACUGUGAAAUUUACUAGCAAAGUACGAGUUAAAAUAGUUUCUACAACAUUUAUUUUUUUUUUCAUUGAAUGCUUCAAGGAACAAGGCUAUUUUUCAUAAUGUAUUAAUUGCAAUAUUUGUUGCCUGAAACAAUAAUUCUGCCUUAAACAUUUUUACGGUUUCAUAAUUCUUGUACUGUUUAAUAUUUGAUGAAAAGCCCAUGAUAGGCAAUUUAAUGACAAAUUCCAUUGCAACACUCCACAUUCUGUUAUUAGGAUAUGGUGUCACAACUGUCAACGUGUUCAAUAACUGUGUAAUAGUUCAAAUAUGUUUAACAGACUAUACAGAAAUGAAACAAUUUUGAGAAAUAUUCACAGGAGUAAGAAGUGUAAAUUAGCUGUAACAAUUCAUGAUUACAAUCAUAGGAACUUGUCAAGCUUUUCCUGAACACUGCUCUGCAUCUGUUGGUAAUAGGAGAUUCUCAGAAACUACUAAUGGUUAAUA
This is a messenger RNA of Onychostoma macrolepis, 3632 nucleotides long. It is a transcript of the gene alg11, whose product is annotated as ALG11 alpha-1,2-mannosyltransferase. Gene Ontology annotation, biological process: protein N-linked glycosylation. The record is from RefSeq and is a predicted model, not a curated record. The transcript is spliced from 5 exons. Gene Ontology annotation, cellular component: endoplasmic reticulum membrane. Gene Ontology annotation, molecular function: GDP-Man:Man(3)GlcNAc(2)-PP-Dol alpha-1,2-mannosyltransferase activity. Lineage: Eukaryota; Metazoa; Chordata; Actinopteri; Cypriniformes; Cyprinidae. The coding region runs from base 21 to 1523 and encodes 500 amino acids.